CUCCCCGCCCUCCAAUUCCGGGAUUUUGGGACAAGACUAGUCAGUUAGUUAUUUGAGUGCGGACCUGUCUGGAGGAAGCUGUCACCAAAGGAUCCAAGAGAUCAAGUCCAUACUACCCCUCUUUGUUUAGAGUGCUAUUUCUAAACCUCCCUUCUGCUCUUCUGCUUGUGAUUUCUUCCAAAAAAGAUAACCACAGUAGGUAGAAAGAUGACUGAUGAAAUGUACUGUGAGCCGGAUGACAAUGCUAUCGACCUUGUAGAGAUAGAGUUUCGAGAUGGUACACUUUACUUCAAAGCUGAAGAUGAUGAUCACCUGGAAUCAGAUGAUUUCCGCAAGCUCGGAGGCCCCAAAAAUGCAAUCUUAAGAAACUUGAACAAUCAAGUUCUCAUGAAAAAAAGUGGGAUGGACAUAGCUGUACUCGAGGAUAUGACUGAUUGUGAGAUUCAAGCAAAUGCACCCCAAACUGUAUUUAUAAUGCAAGCCUAUAAAGAGACUGUACCCAAAGGCUUGGCAAUAGCCAUCUUGGUGAGAAGUAAAAACCAGAUUUACAGUCUGUCCUGCCAGAACAAAGAACUUCAAUUUAAGGAAGGUGCUGCUCCAAAUCAUAUUGCAUCUACAACAAGUGAUUUUAUAUUCUACCAAAAGAAGGUUAUAGGCCACGAGAAGAUGCAAUUUGAGUCUUCAUUGUACCCAGGAUAUUUUCUGGCUUGUGAGAAGGAACAGCAGGGCUAUUUUAAGCUUGUUUUAAAAGAAGGCUGUGAAGAAGUGGAUAAAUUUAUGAUGUUUAUUGUUCAGUAUUGCUAGAAAAAAGACACAUAAAUCUACUUUGAAAAAAUUGCUUGGGACAACAGAGAAAAAAAGUACGAGUAGAAAAUAUAGCUACAUACACAAAAAAAUUCUUAGUGACCUGAAAGUUCUAAAAAACAAUUCAUCCACUUAAAAUUCAUCCACUUAAUUAAAAUGGUAAAAUCAAGAAAUAAAGACCCAGUACAAUGAACACAAUGAUAUAAACAAAAUACAGGCACAUGUGACUAUUUUAUCACAGCUGGUCACUCUCCCAGUACGACUUUGGACAAGGCCAAUUCAAUUAAUCUUUCUGGGCCUCAGUUUUUCUUACUCUUCCCUCUUCACAAACUCUGUGUUCCAAGCAAACAGAAUUGUCGUUUCCUGACAUGCUGUUUCUUACCUAUGUGCCACGUAAGUACACAAGCCAUCCCCCAGGGCUAAAAUCUCCA
This is a messenger RNA of Phascolarctos cinereus (koala), 1235 nucleotides long. Its product is annotated as interleukin-18. Gene Ontology annotation, biological process: cellular response to lipopolysaccharide; immune response; cytokine-mediated signaling pathway. Lineage: Eukaryota; Metazoa; Chordata; Mammalia; Diprotodontia; Phascolarctidae. The record is from RefSeq and is a predicted model, not a curated record. Gene Ontology annotation, molecular function: cytokine activity.